Molecule: messenger RNA, 1048 nt
Organism: Vigna radiata var. radiata (mung bean)
Lineage: Eukaryota; Viridiplantae; Streptophyta; Magnoliopsida; Fabales; Fabaceae
Product: probable receptor-like protein kinase At5g18500
Exons: 7
Coding region: 115-1023 (302 amino acids)
Biological process (GO): protein phosphorylation
Molecular function (GO): ATP binding; protein kinase activity
Source: RefSeq, a predicted model, not a curated record
GAAGUCAAGGCUAGGGACAAUACUUAUAUCAACUCAGGUCUCUGGAUUGCCUUUGGCAUAAUAGGAGUUACAGUAUUGGUGUUUCUUGUCGCUCUAGCAUUAUUUGUCACAAGAAUGAGAAGUGUUCCAUCAGUACAACAUGAGUCUGAUUCACCUUCACUGAAGAUAACUUUGAAGGAUGUUUAUGCAGCAACAGACAAUCUCAGUGCUUCAAAUUUCAUAGGCCAAGGCAUAGCCGGAAAAGUGUACAAAGGUGUACUCUCCAACAAUCAAUCUGUUGCAGUGAAGCAUAUCACCAAUGAAUGUUACAUUGAGACAUUUGUCAGAGAAGUGAGAAGCCUUUCUCAUGUUAGACAUCACAACUUAGUAGCUUUGCUGGGAUACUGUGAAAGUGAAGCUGAAUGUUUUCUAGUGUAUGAGUUAUGCCACAAUGGAAACCUCUCAGAAUGGCUAUUCGGAAAUGGUAAAGUUCUUUCAUGGAUUCAAAGACUAGAAAUUGCCAUUGAUAGUGCAAGAGGCCUUGAGUUUCUCCACACCUACCCAAAUGGCUGCAUCGUUCACCGUGAUAUAAAGCCAUCAAACAUUCUUAUUGAUACUAACUUCCAAGCAAAGCUUUCAGACUUUGGAUUGUCCAGGGUUAUGGACUUGGGUCAAUCCUAUGUGAGCUCAGAAGUAAGAGGAACAUUUGGUUAUAUUGAUCCUGAAUAUAGGGCAAAUCACCAUGUAAAAGCCUCAGGAGAUGUCUACAGCUUUGGAAUAAUGUUGUUGCAACUUCUAUCAGGACAAAGGAUCCUCAACAUUGAUUUCGAGAGACCAAUGUCUCUGGGUAAAAUGGCCAGAGAUGUUGUUAGAGGUGGUGAUAUUUCAGAAUUUGCUGAUCCUAAACUCGAAGGAAAGUACUCAGUUGAAGCAUUUGACAUCGUACUAAAGCUAGCUUUGUCUUGCAUAGGGCUCAAGCGCCAAAGGCCUUCUAUAGGUCAAGUGUUAUAUAGCUUACAAAAGACACUAGAUAUUUCUUUAUAAUGUAAAAUGUCCUCAAGAGUUUAUA